Molecule: messenger RNA, 2043 nt
Organism: Branchiostoma floridae (Florida lancelet)
Lineage: Eukaryota; Metazoa; Chordata; Leptocardii; Amphioxiformes; Branchiostomatidae
Product: peroxisomal membrane protein PEX14-like
Exons: 9
Coding region: 114-1187 (357 amino acids)
Biological process (GO): protein import into peroxisome matrix, docking
Cellular component (GO): peroxisomal importomer complex; peroxisomal membrane
Molecular function (GO): signaling receptor binding
Source: RefSeq, a predicted model, not a curated record
AGUGACAUCCAAGCAUAAAUUAUAAACUCCGCUCUGAUUGGUCAUCUGCGUCGUUAUCGACCAAUCAGAGGCGGGUUUACAAUGUUUGUUGAUCCCAGCAUGCAAUUUCCAAGAUGGCCUCCCCGGAGUCGAAAAGUUCGCCAAAAGACGAGGGUUCUCCGACAGAGGUACCCUUGAACCCUGAGCCUAGACAGCAGAUGAUUGAGACUGCAGUAAAAUUUCUACAGAAUCCCAGAGUCAGACAGAGUGCAUUCACUCAGAGGAGAGCCUUCUUACAGAAGAAAGGGUUAACAAAUGAAGAAAUCCAGUUGGCAAUAGAGAAGUCAGGAACAGCAGCAGAUGAAACAAACCCUCCACCCCCACCUCCUACACAAGUGGUACAGUCCACAGCCCCAGUAGCUCUUCAACCACCUGUUAUUGUCCCAGUUUCUCCAUGGUCCAAAUGGCGGGACAUGGGAGCAGUUAUCGUGUUGGUGGGAGGGGCGCUGUAUGGCCUGUACAGACUCUUCCAGGCAUAUUUGUUACCCCUGUGGAAGAGCAGAGAUGAGGAGAGACAGAGACUGGAGAGGAUAGAGGCUGCUGUGACUGAGCUCACUGCUUCUGUCAACAAAACAGUUGGAGAGUUACAACAGACCCUGACUAAGCAGGGGGACAGGGUACAGGAGAUCUCCAUGGAACUAGCUGCUGGGAAGUCCACAGCACGAGUGUUUGAGAGCCAGAGUGUGAGUGAGCUGAAGGCUGAGAUCACCUCCCUCAAGGGUCUACUCCUCAGUAGACACCAGUUCCCUCCGACCCCUUCUCCCACUCCCAUCAUCCCCUCCUGGCAGAUGGAGACCGUCGACUCUGCGUCGUCGACCAGCGGCAAGGCCGCCACGACUAGCAGCGAAGUCUCCCCGGCCGAACCCGCGCCUCCCGGCAAAGACGCAGACUCAAACAUUGAGUCAGAAUCUCUUGAUGUUACUCAGAAUGGGUUGUCAGCGGAAAAAAAUGUGUCCACGUCCGAGAGUAGCGAAGACACAAGCUCGAGUAUUGUUCACGUCAGCAACCCACUGGACGAGCUGUCUAGUGGGGAGGAGAUGGAGGCCAAAUGUCAGAUGGAGGGUAAAGGUCAAGAGGAAGAGUCCACUGCAGAGGUUAGCCAGGGGGAGGAGGACAAUCAGGAAAACACUGAAAUGAAGCAGGUUUAGUGUGUUGACAAUAUGCUGUAAUGAAGGGAUGUCUGGUCCCACAUUUCGAUCAUGUGUUGCAAAAAUAAUCACAGGGUUUGAAAUACCACCUACAUAUGCAGGUAAAAUUGGCAUUGUGUACUAGGUAUUUCUGAUGUCUACCUGCACCUAACCUGUAUGGGAUAUAUCUACUGUAUGGCUAUUCAUUUGCUACUCAGAUUUUUUACAUCCUAUGUAAUGGUUAGAAGAAAGAAUCAAAAUGGUUUCAAAGUAUGAUUCUCUAUGAUUUACAGUUCAAAAAAUUUGUCAUGAUUGAAACACUUACCAGAAGAAACCCCAAUGUUAAAUAAUGUAGGAAGAUCUGUCUAGUGCAGCUUUGAUAACAUAACUUAAAUGUAACUGGACAAAUAUGACAAACAAUUGUGACAAAUAAGCAGGUCCUGUCAUAAUGUUGUAAUCUGCUAGGGGGCACUGAUAAACUGCAUACCCACCUGAACAUGCUGCUAUGUUGGUUUCAAUGAAAGAGCGACUUUCUUGACUAUUUUUAUCUGAUCAGAUCAUAUCAAUUCAUUUCUUUGAUUUGGUUCUGAGAAUUUAUCAUACAAUGAAGUUGUUUGUUUGGUAGCAUUGGCUCCAAAAUUUAUCAUGUGUGAAGAAUAUUGAAGUGAACCCGUGUUACCAAACUGUCUCAAUCGUUGAUUUCUCCAAUUAUAUUGGUAAGCAAUUUAAAAAAAAAAAGAAGAACAAAUUAACAUUGUGUCGCCACGUCAAACACAUUUUGACUACCCCAAACUGUUGAUAAUUUGAUACAUGCAUAUUGAAAUCUGCCUGGAUCAUUGGAAUCUUAUGACUAAAACAUUAUGUGGCUGUUGUGCAA